Molecule: messenger RNA, 1062 nt
Organism: Pseudoliparis swirei
Lineage: Eukaryota; Metazoa; Chordata; Actinopteri; Perciformes; Liparidae
Product: transmembrane protein 198-like
Exons: 3
Coding region: 53-727 (224 amino acids)
Cellular component (GO): plasma membrane
Source: RefSeq, a predicted model, not a curated record
GCACGUACGUAUACGCGCGUGCACGCGCAUACAUGUCCCUAUACUACUACUAAUGGGGCUCCUCCUCAGCGGGCUGCAGCUGGGGAGCCUGCUCUCCCUCGCCAUCCUGGUGGUCAUCGGACAGUUCCACAGCCUUACUCCAGUGUGGGUGCCUCUCGUUGUGGUGCUGGCUGCCAGCAUCGUCGCUGCUCUCUUCACUCUCCUGUGGCAGAAACUGUUCACCAUAAUCUACACAUCUGUGUUUGGAGCCACCGCCGUGAUGCUGUGUGUGGAUUACCUGGUGGGGACGUUCACGCUGCCAGAUCAGGUGUACGAUAUGUUUUGCCAAGUGGCCCCACGUCCACUCUGCUGGUUUAACUGGGCGAUAGCUGGAAUCUGGCUUAUUAUGGGUCCGAUAGGUGUGUUGGUCCAGUGGGGGUUCACUGCCAAAGGAGUAUCACACACAGAAGCUGCAUACAAAAAACACAAGAAACAUGUUAAGAAGCACAGAUAUAGAGAGUCAAGGAGAAGACCUCAACCACAUCGUCGGCGCAGGCCUCCACCGCUGAAACGCUACGCUGGGGACGUCCUGGCGCCAAGUUAUCUCCAGAGCCUUCAGGAGCGCCAGAUGGAGACGGGCUCCUCCAGCAGCAGCGUCAGCACCGUCACACAUACUUUAAUUGACUUUGUCUUUGAGACGGGCUCAAUGGUGCCUCUGACAGCUGCCUCACCUGUCUAUACAGUUUGAAGGAACACAGCAAUCAGAUGUUUGUAACCUGCACCUAUUUGAUGAACCCAUUACGUGUUGCUGAUGAUUAGACAUUUCAUUGAAAACUUCACUUGAUACAGAAACAAUUCAACCGUGUUUCAACUGCCAGUGUGAAUCCACUUUGAUCAGCUUCUUCAGAUUAUCAUCAACAUGCGCAUGGAGAUAUUUCAGAUCCUCAGAUCAUCCCUAGAAUGAUGACAACACAACAUGCACAGUUAUCAGACUCGUGAUCAUCGCUUCCUUUGAAGAGUUUUAUCUCACAGACAAUUUGUGUUUUACAGUUAAGCUGUUUUCUUUCACAGGAUGGAAUAAAA